UAAUACUUAUUUUGAUUACAAAACGUUUACUUUUUCACAAAAAAUAAAUACAGUUCAACCUAUACAAAAUAAAAACUCAACCCUGACAACCUGAACACGUCACUUCCGGUUCUCUCCUCUUUCGACUCUCGUAUCUCUCGCCAUUUUGAUAAAGUCGCUCGACGCACACUGGAAACGAAUCAGUUAAAGUUGAAGCUGCAGGAACGAAAGCAUCUAAAACAGCGACAACCAGAGACCAAUUCUGGAUCACAACGACCAUCACUCAGUUGUCAGGAGUUUUGAAAAAGAAGAUUCAACGAUGACAAUGAGUGGAUGUCGCGUCUUUAUCGGCCGCUUGAGCCCGCACGCCAGAGAGCGAGACGUGGAGAAGUUCUUCAAAGGAUACGGACGGAUCCGGGAAAUCAAUCUGAAGAAUGGAUUUGGCUUUGUGGAGUUUGAUGACCACAGAGAUGCAGAUGAUGCCGUGUACGAGUUGAACGGCAAAGAGUUGUGCAGUGAAAGGGUCACUAUCGAGCACGCUCGCUCCCGGAGAGGAAGAGGUGGCGGUCCCGGAGGAAUGGGGGGUCGGUUCGGUGGUGGCAGUGACCGUAACGGUGGUGGUGGAGGGGGAGGAGGUGGAGGCGGCGGUGGUGGUGGCGGGGGUGGAGGAGGCGGCGGCUACCGCCAAUCUCGCAGCAGUGGUUCCAGACUGGAUAGGUAUGGCCCUCCAGUGCGGACGGACCACAGGCUCAUAGUGGAGAACCUCUCCUCCAGAAUCAGCUGGCAGGACCUCAAAGACCUGAUGAGAAAAGCAGGUGAAGUAACCUUUGUGGACGCUCACAGGCCCAACAAAAAUGAAGGAGUGGUGGAGUUUGCCUCACGCAGCGACAUGAAGAACGCCAUCUCCAAACUGGACGGCUCAGACCUGAACGGGCGCAAGCUCAAGAUCUUUGAGGACAGCAGGAGUCACAGUAAGAGCCGUUCCCGUUCCCGCAGCUACUCUCGCUCCAAGUCCCGCUCCAGGAGCCGCAAUCGCUCCAGGAGCCGAUCCCGUUCUCGCUCCAUGAGCCGAACCCCGGAGAAGAAGGCGUCGGGCGGGGGCCGAGCCUCCGGAAGAUCCCCCUCCAGGUCCAAGUCCCGCUCCAGGUCCCGUUCUCGUUCUGCCCCCCGCCGAUCCCGCUCUCCCGCCCGCCAUUCCCGUUCUCCCGCCCCAAGAUCUCGCUCUCCCCCUCCCAGAUCCCGUUCUCCCGCCCCGAGAUCUCGUUCUCCCCCUCCCAGAUCCCGUUCUCCUACACCCAGAUCCCGUUCUCCCGCCCCGAGAUCUCGCACUCCCCCCCCCAGAUCCCGUUCUCCGGCCCCAAGAUCUCGCUCCCCCCCGGCGCCGGUUCCUAACAAACAGUCCCGCUCUCGUUCCAGAUCUCGCUCACGUUCCCGCUCCGCCUCCGCUGACAGCAAACACUGAGGGAGGGGGCAUGAAACAGACUCUCUCCACAGGCCUGUAGAGGGCGUGUCUUUAUCUUUAUUUUUAAUCAUUGGCUCUUUUUGUUAGUUUGGAUGUGCUUCCACAGGAAACCUGAAAUUCCCGCCCUUUUUUGAAAUCCUCUCCUAAUUUGAUGAAAUCCAGAACGACAGAAAACACUGAUUCUCCGUCGGCCAUGUUUGAUUCCAUCCACCCCCCUGUGCGUUCAGACGUUAGCAGGGAUUCAUUACUCCCUGAAAAUGUUCAUGCGUGUUUUUUGUGUGUAACGUGAGCUCCUGGCAUUGCCGUGAAACUGUGAUUCUGACACGUUGUUGCGUUCACUGACCUGUUGUGUGAACGGCAUUGUGUUUUAUUUCUUGUUUAAUGAUCAUUCAUUCGUGCUGAAUCAGGACCUCUGCGUCUCCGUUUUACUUAUUUUAUCUGCGGCCUCGGCCUGUGGGGCGUUUAGUUGAGCAGGAACAAAUGUAUCUGAAUAAGGUUAAUGAUUUGAUACUAAUAAAACACUCACUGCGUAUUGUCAUUACAUUUUUUUUUUUAGUAAGAAGGAACAGUGAAUUUUCUUUUAAUACUUUGUGAAUGUGGGUCUGUGCAGUUCUGACAAAUAAAGCUUUCACAAACUGUU
Molecule: messenger RNA, 2081 nt
Organism: Gymnodraco acuticeps
Lineage: Eukaryota; Metazoa; Chordata; Actinopteri; Perciformes; Bathydraconidae
Gene: srsf5a
Product: serine and arginine rich splicing factor 5a
Exons: 9
Coding region: 299-1441 (380 amino acids)
Cellular component (GO): cytoplasm; ribonucleoprotein complex; nucleus
Molecular function (GO): mRNA binding
Source: RefSeq, a predicted model, not a curated record